Linum trigynum is the source of this 303-nucleotide messenger RNA. Lineage: Eukaryota; Viridiplantae; Streptophyta; Magnoliopsida; Malpighiales; Linaceae. The record is from the annotation of a GenBank genome assembly.
AUGAUCGCCGGCUCAAGAUUGCCACUGCACCAUCAAGUUGAUGGCUCGCCGACGGAGAAGGAGGUGAAGAAGAAAGAACCACCGCCGGCGAACGAGAAGGAGGGCGGCGGCGCGUCUCGUCCAUGGGAACCCUUGCUUCCCCUAGGUCGACUAGAACCGCAGGCUCUUGCGUUGGGCAGUCUUACUGAUCGGGCCUCAAGUCAGAACAAGCCAAUCAGCCUUGGACAUACGUUGGCAGGAGAGGGGAGACUAGCUUGGCUCAUCUUGGGCCGAACCACGUGGGUCGUGGGCUUUGUUGAGUAA